Perkinsus marinus ATCC 50983 is the source of this 1906-nucleotide messenger RNA. RefSeq lists its product as hypothetical. Bases 1 to 1128 code for a protein of 375 amino acids. The record is from RefSeq and is a predicted model, not a curated record. Lineage: Eukaryota; Perkinsozoa; Perkinsida; Perkinsidae. The transcript has a single exon. Gene Ontology annotation, molecular function: metal ion binding; mRNA binding.
AUGAUGAAGAAGAGAACAACAAAUCGCUUUGCAGCCGCGGCUGGAUUAGCCCAGAUGGAGGUCCCUUCUGAGUUCGACACAAGCUCGUGGGAGAUCUUGUCGCCGCAGCCCCCUGGGGCUGCCCUAUCGGAUCCCUUCGACUGGCCCUCCGCAUCCUCUGUCUUAUCAUCGCCGUACGCUGGCCCACCUACUGGUGAAGGGGAAUCGACCAUCCGCCAACAACUACGUAAAACACGUGUUUGUAAGCACUUCCUCAAGGGUCGUUGUCACUACGGUGCCUCCUGUACUUUUGCUCAUUAUGACAGUGAGCUCUUCAAAAAGCCCAACUUGGCCAGGACUAAGAUGUGUACCAAACCCCAGUGUAACGACCCCGAGUGUACCUAUGCACAUUCUUUGGAGGAACUAAGACAGCCAGGUGAGGCUUCUGAUAUGGACACUGCCCGGGUUGACAUGCAGCAUGAGAAAGUGCUUGGUGAGCAGCGGGCUUUGUUGACGGUCCAUGGCCUCAUGGCGCAGACUGGUGAUGGUGCUACUGAGGGUCUUAGCCCUGGAAUUCUCCCGAGUCCCUCCCUACUCCCCACACCACCGACAGGGUACACUAUGGGUGCUCCCUUUGGGAACCCUAGGCGGAGGAGUGGUCAUUCUCCAAUUGAUGGGUCGCGCUCUCGAAGUAGCCUCAAGAUAUCUACCCUUCAUGCGUUGGCGACUAAAAACGAGGAGCUUCGAAGACAAGUGGAAAUGAGUAACGUGGCUCUCGCCCAUCUACUGCAGGUGGCCACAGCUCAAGCAGUUCCGGAAACUCCCUUCGUGACGGUGACGCCGCCAUCGAAUGUGUUUUCGCAGCAACAACAAGAACGAGACGGGACGACGCCUCCUCCUUCGGACAUGGAGGGAAGCAAUGUAUCCGCCAAUGCGGGUACGCCUGUGGCGGUUGAUGACAGCAGUGGUAUGGAAGACCUCGACGCGGAUGCCUUGUCCCAGUUGUUGGCCAGCAUAUCGGUAGAUAGUGCGAAUUGCCAGUGGGAUUCUAAUGAGGGGGUUGCCCCUACGGUCAACGUCAUGCCCGCGCCGAAUGACUCGGUUGGUGUAGGGGAGUCUGAGAAGGUGUCUUCUGUCGAGAAGAAGUGAUGAUAUGUUUACUAACUCGCGCCAGCCCGUUGACUCGGACAUGCGUUGUCUCUCACUGCAGAAUUAUAGUAAGUUGAAUAGCAGCGGUAUUGACGUUCCAUCGUAGUUGUGAAGUAUUUGAUUAAAUGAUAUAUUUUCAAUGGUCGAUCGAUAUGGUGGUAUUGGUCGUCCUCCAUUGGUAGUUGUUGAUAUUAUCACUAGUCUGGCUCCUGACGACUGAUUUGCAUUGGAGCCAGUACUAUGAGGAGACCAAUGGUUUAGUAUUUUGUACUUAGUUGGAUAGGAGCUCCUCAAUACUUGUCUUCUAUUUUAGUACUGUUCUGCGGUGGUUGGCGCGGUCGUUGUAGUCGAAAAAGAGGUAGAUAUUUGUAUAAUCGUGUUUAAUAUCGGAGACUAACUUUCGGGUCUAUCUGAUAUGAGUAAUUGUAAUAUGAAUAGUGCUAAGGGCACUCCUUCCACUACGCCGCCACGAACGUACAUAAGAUUAUUGAAGUAGGCAAAUGGGCAGGAGGUCUUUCAUUUCGCAAGCGCGGGAGAGUUACUAUGAAACAGUCGUGGUAAUUUUGUGUUCCCAAUAUGCUGAUGUUAUUAUUCAACGUUUUGAUGAGUAUGAGCAGAGCGGCUAUUUGCAGCGCAAAGACUCCAAAGCCGCAUAAUGGCACUCCUGUUCACUCUUCCAAUUCUGGAUGUGUAUGCGAAACAAAGGUGAUCUUGUCUACUGCGACGUUGUUUCGUGACGUUAUAGUGUCGGCUUGGCGCGAAAUUUAACUGUAAUUAU